This is a messenger RNA of Sorex fumeus (smoky shrew), 885 nucleotides long. It is a transcript of the gene PLPP7, whose product is annotated as phospholipid phosphatase 7 (inactive). Gene Ontology annotation, cellular component: nuclear envelope. Lineage: Eukaryota; Metazoa; Chordata; Mammalia; Eulipotyphla; Soricidae. The transcript is spliced from 3 exons. The record is from RefSeq and is a predicted model, not a curated record. Gene Ontology annotation, molecular function: sphingosine-1-phosphate phosphatase activity. Bases 16 to 843 code for a protein of 275 amino acids.
GGCAGCGGCGGCGUCAUGCCCGCCUCGCAGGGCCGGGCCCGGGCCCGCGGCCACGCGCUGCACCGCGCCGAGUUCCUGUCCCUGAACCAGCCCCCGCGGGGCGCGGCCGAGCCCCGCGUGCCGGGCGCGGGGGGCGCGGGGGGCAGGAGGGGCCCCGGGCCCGCGCCGCCGCCCCCCGCGCCCGGGGACGCGGCCCGCGAGCGGCGCCAGUCGCAGCAGCUGCCCGAGGAGGACUGCAUGCAGCUGAACCCGUCCUUCAAGGGCAUCGCCUUCAACUCGCUGCUGGCCAUCGACAUCUGCCUGUCCAAGCGGCUGGGCGUGUGCGCCGGCCGCGCCGCGUCCUGGGCCGGCGCCCGCUCCGUGGUCAAGCUCAUCGGCGUCACGGGCCACGGCGUCCCGUGGAUCGGGGGCACCAUCCUCUGCCUGGUCAAGAGCAGCACGCUGGCCGGCCAGGAGGUGCUCAUGAACCUGCUCCUGGCCCUCCUCCUGGACAUCAUGACGGUGGCCGGCGUGCAGAAGCUCAUCAAGCGGCGCGGCCCGUUCGAGACGAGCCCCAGCCUGCUGGACCACCUGACCAUGGACGUGUACGCCUUCCCCGCUGGCCACGCCAGCCGCGCCGCCAUGCUGUCCAAGUUCUUCCUCAGCCACUUGGUGCUGGCUGUGCCCCUGCGGGUGCUGCUGGUGCUCUGGGCCUUCUGCGUGGGGCUGUCGCGGGUCAUGAUCGGCCGCCACCACAUCACUGACGUCCUCUCGGGCUUCCUCAUCGGCUACUUCCAGUUCCGCCUGGUGGAGCUAGUCUGGAUGUCGUCUAACACCUGCCAGAUGCUCAUCUCCGCCUGGUAAUUGUAAGGAUGUGGCAUGACUUGAUAUAGAGUAUUUUCUACU